CGAGCAAGGCGCCCACCCCACUUCUCUCUGCAGAUAAGGCGCUCCGCCUCCCCCCUUCCGCCGCACCCUCCUCCAUCUAUAUCCUCCCCGGCACGAGCCGUCGUCCAGUCCACUUCAGCACGGUCCGACACCGCGACUCCACCGGCGGCGCCGCGCCCGAGCCCAGCCGAGGCCGAGCCAAUGGUGGCUCCCGCAACGCUCUCCCUCCGCCCCUGCGCGGCGCCCGCGCCGCCCCGUACCGCGCCGCCCCGCGCGCGGGCCUGGUUCGCGCCCGCUACCCGCGCGCCCCAGACCGUCGCCGUCUCCUACCCGGCGCGGCCCUUCGGUGGCAUCCGCCGGGCCGUCGCCGUUGACUCCGACCAGCAAGGCUCCCCCGAGCCUCCCGAGCAGGAGAAGAAGCCAAAGACGUACCACUUCCUGGUGGCGAACGCCAAGUUCAUGCUGGACGAGGAGGAGCACUUCCAGGAGCAGCUCGCCGAGAAGCUGCGCAACUACGCCGAGCGCGAUAAGGAGCGCGACUUCUGGCUCGUCAUCGAGCCCAAGUUCCUGGAAAGGUUCCCCAACAUCACCAAGCGCCUCAAGCGCCCCGCCGUCGCGCUUGUCUCCACCGACGGCAACUGGAUCACUUUCAUGAAGUUAAGGCUAGACAGGGUCUUACAAGAACAGUUCGACACAGAGUCAGUUGAAGAGGCAUUGGCUUCUAAUCCUGUUGAGUUGAAAUUUGAGAAGCCUGAGAAAUGGACAGCUCCAUAUCCUAAAUAUGAGUUUGGAUGGUGGGAUCCCUUCUUGCCCCCAAAAUCCAGCAAUGGCAUGGCGUAGAGAUAAGCACCAAUCCAUAUGAGGAAUUGAAGAUUUCUUCAAUCAAUCUUCACGUGCUCAGUAGGUAGCCAUGGGGAGACAUGGCCCAUGUGGAGCUGCCUAAGACACCAUUUUUGCUCAUGCAUGUGGGAAUGCUGGUAUGUCAAAUGAUGAAUGCAUAAAGAACUUUACAGUCGCUAGCCUUGUAAUGAGUUGCGUUGUGUAAUUGCUAUCAGUAGCUUAUGAGUAAAGCUUAAAGUUAAACAACCAUGUCAUGGACAUAGUUGUAGAUGUUUGAAGGACCGGAGAAUAAGGCAUUUUUUAUUUUCAAA
Molecule: messenger RNA, 1130 nt
Organism: Panicum hallii
Lineage: Eukaryota; Viridiplantae; Streptophyta; Magnoliopsida; Poales; Poaceae
Exons: 4
Coding region: 181-819 (212 amino acids)
Source: RefSeq, a predicted model, not a curated record